GCCGUACUGCCGCCAGGGGGCGCCGUGGGCGUGGCUCACCUGGCGCUCCACUACCUGGCCUGAACCUAGUGCCUGGCGCCCGCGUCCGUCCCCGACUUCUCUGCCUCCCUCCGAGGACCCCCGCGGCUCCACGGUGGUCUCUGGACCUCGGGGCCUCUGCUCAGCGGUCUUCGGCCCGCAGCCAUCCCACCGGACCCCUGACGCGACCCCCACCGCCUCCCGCCGCUCCCCGCUCCCACCCCCCACCCCCGCUCUGGCCCGGAAGCGCCAACUUCCGCGGGCGGCCGAGCUGGUGUCCACCCCGCCAUGCCCUCGCUCGGGGACCUGGUGCGCGACUGGCACCAGGGCGCACAGGCCGUGGAGCGCGGGGACUGGGACUGCGCCUUGCGCCUCUUCUCGGGCAUCCCGGAGCCGCCCGCCAGGUUGUGCUUCAACGUGGGCUGCGUGCACCUGCUGGCUGGGGACCCGGAGGCCGCGCUGCAGGCAUUUGACCAGGCGGUGACCAAGGACACCUGCAUGGCUGUCGGCUUCUUCCAGCGAGGAGUGGCGAACUUCCAGCUGGAGAGGUUCUGGGAGGCCCUGUCCGACUUUCAACUGGCUCUGGCGCAGCUGAGGGACAACGCUACCAUCGACUACACCCAGCUGGGCCUGCGGUUCAAACUGCAGGCCUGGGAGGUGCGGUUCAACAUGGCUGCAGUGCAGUGCCAGCUGGGGCUCUGGGCUGAGGCCACCUGCAGCCUGGAGAAGGCCAUCUCCCAGGGGCCGGACGGGGCCCGUGAUGACCUGGAUGUCGCCCUGGGCCAAGUGCAGAAACAGGCCCCCCUGCAGCCUCGGCAGGUCCCCGGGGGCGAGGUCUUCCGGCCCCACCGGCGACGCCUGGAGCACCUGGAGCCUGUGGACUUCCUGGGCAAGGCCAAGGUGGUGGCCUGCACUGUCCCUGAUGACCAGCAUGAGGACAUCCAGCCUCAGCAGCCACAGGUCCACGAUGUGCACGGUGAAGCCGGGCCCUGGGCUGCCACACGGGCCUGUGACAACCGCCCCUACAGGGCUGGUACCCUUUGCGACCCCAGGACACCCCUUGAUGCAGAGAUGGAGGUCAGCGCUGGCCAGGCUGGCCAGGCUGACCCCUGCACACUGGCCACCUCCGAUGAGCAGGGCACCCCCGUGGAGCAGGCUGGCCAGCAGGUUCCUCCAGGGCCGCUGGUGGCUGGGGAACCGGGCCCUGGCUCCUCUGAGGACCCCGCGGGUGUUAGGGAAGUGGCUGCAGGGGGCCCUGAGUCCUUGGUGACCAUCAUGGUGCAGUGUGCCUUCACCCUGGCCCUGAAGGCCCCAAGAGGAGCUGACCUGUCCAGCCUGCGGGCUCUGCUGAGCCAGGCCCUUCCUCCCCAGGCCCAGCAUGGGCAGCUCAGAUACAGAGACCCUGGUGAUGACAGGUGCUGGGUGCCACUCACUGGGGAGGAGGCGCUGCAGAGGGCCUGGCAAAGUGCGGCUGCCGGCCGCGGGGGGCUGCAGCUCCAGUGCCAGGGAGUGGGCGGGCGGCCUGUCCUUUACCAGGUGGUGGCCCAGCACAGCUACCGCGCCCAGGGGCCCGAGGACCUGGGCUUGCGGCCAGGAGACACGGUGGACGUCCUGUGUGAAGUGGACCAGGCGUGGCUGGAGGGCCACUGUGAUGGCCGAAUUGGCAUUUUCCCCAAGUGCUUCGUGGUCCCAGCUGGCCAGCGCACGUGAGGAGGUCAGCCCUAGGAAGUCCGUGGAAGGAGAGUUUAAUAAAAGCAAUCUGCCUCCACCAA
This is a messenger RNA of Camelus dromedarius (Arabian camel), 1790 nucleotides long. It is a transcript of the gene NOXA1, whose product is annotated as NADPH oxidase activator 1. The transcript has 14 exons. Gene Ontology annotation, molecular function: superoxide-generating NADPH oxidase activator activity; protein binding. Gene Ontology annotation, biological process: superoxide anion generation. NCBI's taxonomy places the organism in Eukaryota, Metazoa, Chordata, Mammalia, Artiodactyla, Camelidae. The coding region runs from base 307 to 1728 and encodes 473 amino acids. The record is from RefSeq and is a predicted model, not a curated record.